GGUAAACGCGUUGAAAGGUGCCUGCAUUCUAAUUUGAAUUCGUGAUUACAGGGUCGUUAUUGGCGUGUUUACGCAGCCCGCGUCAUGUUCGCAGUUGGUGCACAUUAAGUAUACACUUUCUACAUCGACGUGACGCCCGGCUUCCGCCUGUGAACCGCGCCGACUUGACGCAUCCGCAGCCGGACACAGAAACAAACAGCGCGCUGCCACGGUCUCGGCGGCGCGGUCAGAGCGGCGGCAGCAUGGUGACGGUGACGGUGGCGGAGCUCCUCGUUUUAGCGCUGCUCUGCGUCUGUGGAGCGGCUGCAGAACAACAGCAGCGCGUUUAUGUCACCGUGCUGUUUCGACAUGGGGACAGAUCACCAGUCAAAGCGUAUCCUACUGAUCGGUAUCAGGAGAAUGCCUGGCCGCAAGGGUUUGGGCAGUUGUCGCAGGUGGGGAUGAGGCAGCACUUUGAGCUGGGCCAGUUCCUGCAGAAGAGAUAUAAAGGAUUUCUCAAUGAGUCCUAUGACAGACAUGAGAUCUACGUCCGCAGUACAGAUUACGAUCGCACCCUGAUGAGUGCUGAGGCCAACCUGGCAGGUCUCUAUCCUCCCAGUGGGAAGCAGGUGUUUAACCCGGACUUGAAGUGGCAGCCGAUACCCAUACACACGGUGCCUCAAAGUGAAGAGAGGCUUCUUUCGUUUCCUCUACAUGACUGUCCUCGCUAUAAACAGCUGAUGAAUGAAACUGAACACACACAGGGGUUUUUGAACGUCACCUCAACUUAUCAGGAAUUGAUAAACCUGGUGAGGAAUAAAACCGGACUCAAUGGGACCACCGUUGAGUCUGUCUGGGGCGUGUAUGACACACUCUUCUGUGAGUCACGUCACAACAAGACGGCGCCUGCCUGGGUGACUCCUGAGGUGAUGGACAAACUCAAAAAGCUCAAGGACUUUGGAUUUCAGGUCACAUUUGGAUACUAUAAACAACGAGAGAAGAGCCGGCUGCAGGGAGGAAUGCUUCUGGGUGAAAUCGUGAAGAAUCUUUCUAAGAUGGCCGUCCCAGACCCGAACCAGAGGCUGAAGUUAACGAUGCUGUCAGCGCACGACACCACGGUAGCUGCUCUACAGGCCGCCUUGGAUGUGUUUAAUGGAAUACAGCCGCCGUAUGCCUCCUGUCACAUAUUUGAGCUGUACAGGGACAACAACGGCUCUGCUUCAGUGCAGAUGUUUUACCGGAAUGACACCACAGUGGAUCCGUACCCUCUGCAGCUGCCGGGCUGCGCUCUGGACUGCCCCCUGAAUGAUUUUGUUAGAAUUACCAAGCUGUCUAUUUCAGACAACAGGGACCAAGAGUGUCAGCUUUCUUCACCGGGGACAGAUAAAAGAGUGGUCAUAAGUCUGGCCGUGUCUGGCUGUUUGCUUUUCCUGCUCGUCUCCAUCCUCCUCGGUUUUCUCUGUUGCCAGAAGGAGCCGGUCAGCACUCGGGGAUAUCAGCAUGUGCUCAGUCAGGAAGGCGGCGAGGAGUCCUGACAAACAGACAAACUCCUCCUUCGGAGAUGCCCAAGUGUGGCAUCUUGGGACAGCAGUGAGGAUGGAGAACUCUGAACUCAAUUAACCUGUUUAAUGGCUUCAUCAUCUUUGGUUCAAGACCAGAGCUUUCUUUAAAACAGGGUAUUUCUGUCUGAAAAUUCUUCUGUGUCUGCUGGAUCAGAGGGAAAACUUUAGUAUUUAACUAAAGUAUUUUAAAUUAUUUUUUUCCAAACAUCCCUUUAACCAUCACUGUAAAAUUCAACACUUAGGGGUGUAAGAUGUUGCUUGAGGGACCAGGGAGAACUCAGACGUCAUCACCUCAUCUCAGUAUCUAAAUACGUCAGUGGCUUCAUAAAGACCUUUGUUCAAUUACAUUUUUUAAAAUUGUUGUUGCAUUGUGGAACAUGGAAUGGUUACAAAAAGUCUUAAUUUUUAACCAGUGGGAUGAUUAAAAAUUUUGGCUGUGAAUGGACCUGCUUUUUUGUGAUUUGUAUCUUCUUGAAAAGACAGAAUCUGUCCAAGGAAGACUUGUUUGAAGAUCUCAAGAUGAAUCAAGAAAUACUCUAUAAAUCGUCCAUUUCCUCCAUUAGAUCUUUUUAAAUCUUUUUUUGUGUCAGUUCAUGUGGGCACAUACACACUCAUAAAUCUGUGGGUCUGUUGUGGUUUGUAUUGUGUUUGAAGUAUCAGUGUGGCCCGAUGACCAAUAUGCCUUAAAGACUUGUAGUCAUGCGAUGCUAGUUUUUUUUGUUUCUCUGAUGUAACACACUUUUUUUUUUAAUUCUUUGGUUGUUUAACUUGAGGAACAGGUGUUUGGUGUCAAAAUCAUCAUUCAACCUGAGACUUGCUAAAAUCUCUCAGCUUCUAUUUGAAAUAUCAUUCAUUAAUCACUUGAGUUUUUGCCUUGUUAAGAUCUGAAUUUUUGAAAAAAAUAAAAGUCUGUUUUGUCUUAAA
Betta splendens (Siamese fighting fish) is the source of this 2465-nucleotide messenger RNA. RefSeq names its product lysosomal acid phosphatase-like. Gene Ontology annotation, cellular component: lysosome. Bases 243 to 1514 code for a protein of 423 amino acids. The record is from RefSeq and is a predicted model, not a curated record. Gene Ontology annotation, molecular function: acid phosphatase activity. Lineage: Eukaryota; Metazoa; Chordata; Actinopteri; Anabantiformes; Osphronemidae. The transcript has 13 exons. Gene Ontology annotation, biological process: dephosphorylation; lysosome organization.